AUGCCCUCCCGCCACCUCCAGGCCCAGCCACCAACCAUCCCCCCUCCCCCUCCUGCCACCCUCCACGCCGCCAGCAACCACCGCCACCUCCUCCUCGCGGCCACCGCCGCGGCCGCCACAGCAGUAGUACUCCUCCUCCUCCUCUUAUUCACCGUCCUCCUCGCGCUCCACCUCCGCCGCCGCCGCCGCCGCCCCACGCUGCCCUUCUCCCCGCCCGCGCGCCCGCUGAGCCGCUACUCCCGCCGCGCGCUGCGCCGCGCCACCGGCGGCUUCCACCCGUCCCGCCUCCUCGGCCGCGGCGCCGCCUCGCCGGUCUACCUCGCCACCUUCCCCGACGCCUCCCUCGCCGCCGUCAAGACCUGCUCCUCGCCGCACGAGCUCCACGUGCUCGCCUCCCUCCCGCCCGACUCCCCGCGCCUCGUCUCCCUCCUCGGGUACGCCGGCUCCGGCGCCGACGGCCGGCCCCUGCUCCUCGUCUUCGAGUACCUGCCGCAGGGGUCCCUCCAGGCCGCGCUCUUCGGGGACGACCGCUGCCUCGACUGGGCGCAGCGGCGAGGAGUCGUCCGCGACGUGGCGCGCGCACUGGCCUUCCUCCACGCCGAGUGCCAGCCGCCGGUCGUGCACGGGGACCUCAAGCCCAGCAACGUCCUCCUCGACGCCGACUUCCGCGCCAAGGUCGCCGACUUUGGCCUCGCGCGCUUCAAGACUCCCGAUGCCGUCGUCGACACUGGACCCGUCGCCGGCGGGGACGACUUCAUGAGCCAAGAACUCGGCGAGGCCUGCGACCUCGACCUCUCCACCGCUGCCUCCGCCAAGGAUGACCCCGGUCCGCCGGCUAGAGCGCCGGGAAAUGAGUGGUGGAUGAAGGUGAAGCAGGACGACAGCGACGAGCUCGACCCACGGGACUACGUGGCCGAGUGGAUCGGCAGCCAAAUCUGCCCGGAGAGGAACCCAGAUUGGGCCGACGACGGCGACCUCAAGAACUCACCCUCCGUCGCCGACGAGGACAAUAAGAACGCGGGCAAUGCCGACAGCAGCGCCAGCAAAGGAGCCGCGGGCGACAAGAAGGAGGCGACCCAGAUGCGGGAGUGGUGGAAGGAAGAGUUCUUCGAGGAGAUGAGCAAGAAAGCCGGCGGCACCGUCGACAAGCCGCGCCGGGGCGGCGCCGGCAAGCCGUGGCUGCGGUCGAGCAGCGUGAACACCGGCAAUGCCAACGGGGACGGCAACGCCAAACGGAGCGCUCUGGAGGACAUGAGCUUCCGGAGGAGCCGGAAGAGGAGCCGGCGGCACGGCCAGUCCGCCGGCAGCGGCGACGUGCACCACAGCGGCGACCUGUUCAGCCGGGAGCUGAGCACGACGACGAGCAUGCGCGGCACGGUGUGCUACGUGGCGCCGGAGGGCGACCCGCUGGAGAAGGCCGACGUGUACAGCUUCGGCGUGCUGGUGCUGGUGAUCCUGUCGGGCCGGCGGCCGCUCCACAUCCUCUCGUCGCCGAUGAAGCUGGAGAAGGCCAACCUGGUGAGCUGGUGCCGGCAGCUCGCGCGCGCGGGCAACGUGCUCGAGCUCAUGGACGAGCGGCUGGAGGGCGCCUACGACAGGGGCCAGGCCACGCUCUGCGCGCAGCUCGCGCUCAUGUGCCUGCAGCGCCAGCCGGAGCACCGCCCGGACAGCACGGACAUUGUCAAGAUCCUCGCCGGGGAGAUGGAGCUGCCGCCGGCGCCCGUGGAGUUCUCGCCGUCGCCCCAACUCCGGCGGCCGUUCCCGCGGUCGUCGCACCGGGCGCAGCAGGACGCCACCGGGUGA
Messenger RNA from Triticum turgidum subsp. durum (durum wheat), 1803 nucleotides. NCBI's taxonomy places the organism in Eukaryota, Viridiplantae, Streptophyta, Magnoliopsida, Poales, Poaceae. The record is from the annotation of a GenBank genome assembly.